This is a messenger RNA of Paramecium sonneborni, 1458 nucleotides long. The record is from the annotation of a GenBank genome assembly. Lineage: Eukaryota; Ciliophora; Oligohymenophorea; Peniculida; Parameciidae.
AUUUAUGAAUAAAAUUCUAAGAGGGUUUUCAACAGUAAAAUCUAUGAAAUUCAUCAAAGAUAAACAGCCUAUUUUAAAGAUAAGUGAAUUACCUUCUGGAAUAAAAAUAUUUACAGAAUAAACUGGUUUUCCUUUUGCUUCUGAUAUUGGUAUUUGUUUUAAAGCAGGGUUAAGAAAUGAAUUGCCUUCAGAAACAGGCUCUUUAUUUAGUCUUAACUAGCACAUGUAUCAUAUAUCUGAGAAUGAUUGUUUGGAUAAUUUGUAAGUUAAUAAGCUAUUUAGUGAAUAAACACUUAGAACAGGAUGCAUGCUGGAUUAAACUUAUGACUCAGAAUUAUCUUAUUGGAAAUGUUAAUUCAUAUAAGAAGAUUUUGAUAUGAUUGUAGAUGUAUUAUUAAAGCUUGCUUUGACUACUAAAAGAAUAGCAAAAGAAACUAGAGAUUAAUUUAAUACAAUGAAUAUUCCUUAAGAAAGGGUAUUAUUUAAGUAUAUUUAGAUGACUGUAGAUGAAGCUAUUAAAAAGGCGGCCUUUGGUAAACAUCCUUUAGCAAAUGCUAAAACAUCUGCAUAAAUAUUGCCCAAAUAGGAAGACUUUGCAAGAUUUUAAGAAUAAAUGCUUACCAGUUAAAAUAUGAUAAUUGGUUAUGCAGGAGUAUGGAGUCAUGAAUAAUUUAGAGAGUAUAUAGAAAAAAAAUUAGUAAAUCAUUAAUAAUGUAAUAAUGUUAAAAUAAUAAUUUAGUUUUCUAGAGAUAAUUAAGGAAAUAAACAACUCCAGAAUUCUUAUCAUAAACAUUUGCUUUAAAUGAUGAAAAAAACGAUACUCUUGAUAUUGCACUUUUAUUUAAAGGUAGUAAAUGGAAUGAUGAUACUAUGGCUACUCAACAUAUAUUAAACUAGAUCUUAGGAUCUUCAAGUAUUUAUUGUAUCUCAUAGGUUCCUGGUCAACUGGUGGUCCUGGUAAAGGAAUGAGAUCAAGAACAACUCUUAAUUUAAUGCAAACCAUUUAAUCUGUGGAAGAGGCAUCAGGAGUAUCUUAAGUAUUUUCUGAUGCUGGAAUAUUUGGAUUGAGAGUUUAAGGACCUCCAACUUCAAAAUAGGAAUUAUAAUCAUGUUUAAUUGAUGAAUUUAAAAAGUUGGGUUAACCAAUAAGUGAUGAAGAAUUUCUUAGAGGUAGAAACAUAGCUAUUACUUUAAUUAAUUUGAAUUUAGAAAGAUAAGCAGAUAGAUUAGAAGAAUAAAUCAAAACUGUAAAUUAUUAAAUAUAUAUACAAGACAUUUUUGAUGGGAUAAAACGCUGUUCCUCUCUAUGAAAACUUAAUUUAAAAUGUUACUAAAUAAUAACUUUAAGAUUACAUAAAAAAUCUUAUAAAUAAUUCUGAACCUACUUUAUUGUACUAUGGGAAAAAUGUGUAGGACAUUCCAACUCUGCAAUAGAUUAAAAGAUAAUUGAGAAAUUGA